GUGAUAAAGCUGACAGAAUGAAAGACUCCACUAAUCCCUCAUGCUGUAACCUCUUGUACCGAGGAUUAAGACCGUUUUGAUCUCACUGUUGAGUAACGAACUGCUCUGUCUGCAGGUUCACUCUUACUCUCUUUCAGUCAGCUGUGAGAUUAGUCAGUCCCUUCAAUGAGCCGCUGAGUUCCCAGGGAGUGGAGCAGACCUCUUCAGAGGACCAACAUGAGUGAGAACACCCAGGAUGAAGAGGUGCUGAAGCAGAUUGAGAGGGAGGUACGGAUGCAGGAGGGGGCCAGAAAGCUGCUGGCAGCUUGUUCCAGGAGAGAGCAGGCCCUGGAGGCCUCCAAGAGCCUGCUGACCUAUAAUGCCCGCAUUCUGGCCCUGCUCAGCCAACUUCAGGGGAUGAGGAAAGCUCAGAUCCUACAGAGAGCUGGAUGCAGGCCAUCUGAAGAUAUAGUGCCAUGUUUGGGAAAAAUAGCCCUGUCAGACCUGCGAAUCCCACUAAUGUGGAAAGAUUCAGAGUACUUCAAAAACAAAGGAGAUCUACAUCGCUGUGCUGUGUUCUGCUUGUUCCAGUGUGGCACAGAGAUCCAUGACACUGACCUGGUGAUGGUAGACAGGACUUUAACUGACAUCUGUUUUGAGGACACUGUCAUAUUCAAUGAGGUAGGUCCUGAGUUUCAGCUGCGUGUUGAGCUGUACAGCACUUCUACAGAGGAGGAUUCCUCCCCUGGAGCUCUAGGAGCCAGGAGAAUGAGCCGACUGGGGGGCUCCCUGGGACGCUCCUCUGGGAAGAAGAUCCGUGCUGCGUUUGAGUCUGCAGCCGUUUGUGGAUCCAUCUCCAGUGGAGAAGAUGCAGGACCUGAAAGUGUGUCAUUGCCUUCCUCUCCUACACUGGGGCCUAAAUAUAACCUGCUGGCUCACACAACACUGAGAAUUGAACAUGUCCAGGAGGGUUUCAAGACGCAUGAUUUGUCAUUAGCAGCAACUGAGGAUAGUACAUUCUGGUUGCCUCUGUAUGGCAAUAUGUGCUGCCGCCUGGUUGCUCAGCCUCUGUGCAUGAUUCAGCCAGUUAGAAGUGGCCAACUCAAGGUUAAGCUUGAAGAGGACCUUAAUUGCUGGCAAAAUGUCCACGGCGUCCUCAGGGGACAAAGUCUUCUCUGCUAUCAAAGUGAAGAUGACCUGGAGUCUGAGAACAAACCAUUACUUGUAAUCCCCAUCAAAAAGGAUACCCUCAUCUGUGUGUCAGAGAGGGAUCCUGUAAACUGCCAGAGCAUAUACAUCAGUACCCAGCAUCAAGAAGAGGACGUGACCUACACGCUGUCCACGCACACACCUGAAGACACGCAGCACUGGACUGAGGCCCUCUGGGAGCACGUCUAUAACAUGAGCCAGUGGAAGCAGUGUUGUGAUCACCUCAUGAAGAUUGAAAUGCUGAGCUCCAGGAAGCCCACCACAGUGAAGCAGGGGUCGCUAUACCAUGAAAUGGUAACACCCUCCUCCCCCAGGGAGGGUCUCGUGCUUCCCGAUUUAUCUGAUGAGAUCCGUACUUUGCUCUCUUCCUACUACAAGGAAAGGUAUGACUGACUGGCACAGCUGCGCUGGAGGAGUUGGACCUGUCCUUAUUCUGUCCAUUUGUGCUUACCACACCUGGUCGAUGAAAUGGAUACGGACACGAAAAAUGGUGCUGUUUCCAAAUCAAAUAUGGGACACAUCUUUCUACGCAAUGUUCUACCUCUCUUGUAUGAAUGUUAUAGACAUACUAAACAGGAUUUGUCGGUUACUGUUUACACCAUACACCAUUUAAAGGUGUGUUUACCAAUUAAGUAAUUGUGUUGAAAGAUCGCUGUGCCUCAUUACCAAAUCAUCAGAUGCCGAUACCAGCUUCUAUUUUACUAUUCUGUCGACCAUUAAGUACACUGAUGAUGAUUAUCGAUUGAUCAUUUUGAAAGACGCCUAUAAUGACAACCUGGAGGCUAUACUGUGGCUAAGGUUUUGCUCAUUAGAGUCUCAAGCAUAUGAUAGACAACACAUGAGUAAAAGUUUGCUAAUACAAGCAUUUUAUCUUUUGUGAUGCCCUUAAAGGUUUGUUCGCAUCUAUGUUGCAAUAAAAUAUCAAUAUUUUCAACUAUGAUCAAUUCAGUUGUUUAGCUUUCUGUGACAGCCAGACUUUCAUACUGAAACCACAGAAGCAGUCUGUCCUGCUACCGAUCUGUUGAGUCAUGAUCCAGAUAUUCCCAGAAGAAAACCUUUUUCAGUCUAACAGCAUCCCUUGUUCAUCACUGGGUUCUUGCCAUAUGGUCACACCUCCUGGAAGCCAUUUAAAGCCGGUAAACUAAACGUGACCUUCUGGGGCUUGGCUGACACACACACACACACACACAC
This is a messenger RNA of Scatophagus argus, 2379 nucleotides long. RefSeq names its product rhotekin-like. Lineage: Eukaryota; Metazoa; Chordata; Actinopteri; Scatophagidae. The transcript is spliced from 13 exons. Gene Ontology annotation, biological process: septin ring organization; actomyosin contractile ring assembly; signal transduction. The record is from RefSeq and is a predicted model, not a curated record. Bases 217 to 1581 code for a protein of 454 amino acids. Gene Ontology annotation, cellular component: actomyosin contractile ring.